UAAUCUGUGGUCUUUAAAGAAUUAUCAAGAUAAACCUUUACCUGUUUACCACUCUCUCAUUAAAUUUUAGCUAAAAUGUAUUGAAUAGGUUGUCAACAAUGCUUUAAGAAAUAAAUUAACAUUGGAACACCUAUGGUUGAUAGAACAAAAUCACUGCCGAAUUAAUAAAAGGAACACAACUGGACAAUCGGACAGCUACCUGUGCUUGAUGGUGUUUUCUAGUAUUUUUAAGUCCUAGACAGACAUUGAGGAUGUCCUGGAUGGAGAUUUAUACUGACAUACCCAGGCAUCCCUGGGCCCCUUUUAGCACUCUGGCUCAGCAAAUCCACCAAUUCUGUGGCCUGAUGUAAGGUGUUUAGGGGAUGAGAGAUUCUCCUGAGUAAAUUAUAGUAGGGGAAGUAUGAGGCUUUAUUUGAAGCAGCAGAAUAUAAAUUGGGUAUUUUGCAUCGCUGUUGUUGGAAUGAACAGUGGUAGUAAGUGGCCUGUGUUCAUCUAGGGAGAUUUAGUCCACAUGAGCAUUUGGUUUUAUUGUGCUUAAGUUAAAUGAUGGCUAGAAGAAUCACCAUUUUGUGAUCAGAAAAACAAUUGACCCCUCAGACUUUGUCAGACUUGUUACUCUUGGCAAUUUUCUACCAGAUAACUCUUACCACGAGGAUAGCCCAGGGCUUUAUGUGACAUCUAGCAAUGUCACCGAGCUCUAUCCACUGUCUGCUUUUGGAGCGUCCCCUACCCACCUAUUCAGGUUCUGUUGUGAUAAUAAAGUCAAUCUCUACAUAUUCAUGGAUUAAAAACAACAACUUCACCAACUUAUGAACUAUUUCAUUAUCUUGUAGACAAAGCAUAGAUUAAAAUUUUGAAAUACACAAUAAAAAAUUAAAAUAUACUAGUUACGAAAGUUUUUACAUGGUAGCCUCAAUGAUGGAUGGUAGGUAAAAUGAGUGAGGGAAACUCAUGACUCUAAAUUAGUUUUAACAGCAACAAAUAUUGUUUCAUGGAGAAUUAACUUUGAAGCAGAAAAAUUAAUUAGAAAUAUAUAGCGAUAUUCUAGGUAAGAAGUAUUUAGAAACUGAAAUGAAACACAGUUAUGUAGGAAGACUAUUUGGAAACAAAUUUUAAGUUUUAUUGUCAGCAUUCUCAUUAAAUAUUUAAGAAACUCAUGCAAUGAAUCAGGCAAAAUAUGAGGUAUUUUGAGGCCAAUAGAACAAAUGUAGAAAAAUGAUGUUUUGCUAAAGUUUUAAGUAUCCAAGACAAAGUCCUUGUCAUUAAGGCACUUGUGCUCUUAAGAACUGAAUGCUAGGCUGGCCAUGUAGCUCACUGCUAGAGCAGGUGCCUGGCAUGCGUGUGGCCCUGGUUUUUAACAGCAGCACUAUAAAGAAUUAGAGCCCAGCAAAAACUCAGUAGGAAAGAGAGCCAAUGAAAAAUUGAUGGACUUUUUCUCUAGUCUUUAACUUCUCACCCUACUCACACUCUUAAGUUUGACUUUUUCUGUCCUUCUGGCAUUAUCUCAAGCUUUGGGACUACUAAGCCAGAACCAGGAAACUAAGAAUUAUGUUAAUUUUUGCUAUAAUACCACUAUUUGUUUAAUUAUACUUUGAAAAAUGUUACUAUUUAGGCACAAUCAAGAUCUUGUCUUUCAUUCAUUAAAGAGAUUAUAAGGAUAUAAUCUCUGUUCAUUAUAUCCUUAUAAACUCUUUAACAAACAGGUAAUAGACAUAUAACCUAUGCUACUGUGUCUUUAAUAAUUGAAGAUGUAGAAUAAUAAAAUCUUGGCUAAUAAAUUUACAAUAGAAAACAUUACUAAGAUUUCUCACUUUGUUUGAAUUUGUGUCUAUACCUUGUUAAUUUCACUGACUAUGUUCCCUUCAUUAACUGGGGGUGAAAACUGAACCAUUUUUGGAUCUUGAAAGUGCUAUGAGUUUCAUCACCUUGUAGACAAACCUACCACCCAUCUGGCUACCAUCUAAGAACUUUGGUAGCUAGUAUAUUUUAAUUUUUUAUUAUAUAUUUCAAAAUUUUAAUCUAUGCUUUGUCUAACAUUAAUUCAUCACCUGCUGGUCACCCACAACUUAACUAUUGCAGGUACACUGUGUGGCCUUGACAUAUCUUAGAAGGAGGCAAGCUUCUUGCAUUCUAUGACCUUGAUCAUAAAAUUCCCUCAACCCAGAUUGGCCUCUCUUUUGUCUGAACUAACUUCUCCUUAGAAUAAAUACUGAUUAUGAUUCUUGGUCAAAGAAGUGUUCUCUGCCAUGUGCAUCAUCUAAAACAAGUCUUCCCCCUGUCUUUUAAUGUACUUGUAUUUUUCUUUUGUAUCUACCCUUCUUUAGAGUCUUCUUAAUGUACUCUAUGACCAGCACUACAACAUUUAUUAUGUUGCAUCCUAACUUUCCAUAAAUUUUACUGAGGUCUAUAGUUUCCUUGUUUUCUUUACCAUGGGAGUGGGUGGUAAGGGCCUUUAUUCUUCUUUUUCCUCUUUGUGGUACUAUCUCUAAUAUUUUAUCUUUCAUUUUUAAACCUUCCUACUACUAUAACCAAUAGGAGUGUUCAGUUCACACUUAUCUGCACACACUCCUCAGCCCAGGCGCUCUUACACACACCCACAUACUCCUAUCUGGUUCUCCCUGACCCUUAUAACAGGAAAUAGCAAAGAGAAGCAGAAUAUUGAAAUAUGAAUUUAUACCCACUCCUUCUGAACUCUGGCUUUAUCACUUAGUCACACUGGACAAAGAACCAUCUAUAAAAAUGGAUUACUAGCAGUCUCACUUUACAUGGCUUUUGUGAACAUAUGACAGCAAUAUGUGACAUAUAGCGAGUAUAAUAAUAUCACUAUUGUAUUUGGUAUUUUCUCAGAGAAUGAAUAUCCUGACAUAAGAGCUCAGGAAGAUUAGAAAUAGGCAUGUUCAGCAGACAGCAUAUCAUGGUGACUAGCACAUACUCAAAACUGCACUGAGUUCAAACCACAGCUCUAUGAGCUUGGAUAAGAGAUCUAAGCUUUCUGUGUAACAAGUUACUAUAUGCUAGGUGGGGGUAAUAACUGUUCUGAUUUCAUUGAGUUGUAAAUGAGUUAACACAUAUAAAAUACUUAGCCUUCAUGGUAGGCUGAUGUGCCACUAAUAUGAACUUAGUUGAGAAGUUCCUAGGGCAGUGUUUCUCUACAUUUGAUUUUUAGUUGUGUCUGCCCUUAUUCAUUCUAUUGGCUACUCCCACACAUGUUCAUGGGUGCAGGUUUUCCGACCUCUUUUCUAGCAUGAAGAAAAUUCAGCCAGAUUGUCAAACCUCAGCCAGAUAAGUUCUGGAAGAAAAUGACCUUCCCACCAUGAACAACACUGGUUGAAUUCUUCUCAUUCUAUUUCAAUUUAUCCACCAGAGAAAUCUAUGGCCUGGUGCUUACCAUGGGUCACUGAAUGGGAAGCAAACCUUUAAAAUCUAAACGUUAAAUUUCCUAAGAAUCAACCUGCCCAAAUGUAUCAGCCAUUCAGAAAAAAAACAAAAAGCUUUCUUAUUACUUCUGCUAUGCCCAGUCCCUUCAGAAAUGUUCAAAAACUUCCAGUCUUAUUUUUAUUAACUUACUACCUUGUUUAUGUUCUAUAUAAAGAAAAACAAAUCAUUAAGAAACAAACAUUCAGUAUAUUUAAGAGUGGAUUCUUCUAUUAAGAGGAAUUAAACUGGUAAACAGUAUAUAGCAGAGUUUUAGAGUUUUCAUCAGGGGAUACUGGUGAGGCAGUUGGCUAAUCAAUUCAACAAAUAGCUGUUUGAAUGCAUUUCAUGUUAUCAGAUGAUAACAGCUAAACAAGGAGAGGAGGGAUUUGAGAGAAAAUCAAAUUCUGGCUGAAAUAUAACCUGACCUUUUAAAGUAUGCUCAGACAUAAAUUUUAAGAUACUCUUUGCAAAAUGGGCAUGAUAUAAUCUAUUCUCAAAUAUCUCAGAAGUUUUGAAAUUGGGAGCUAAAAAUAUAAGGUGAUUAUAUUUUCUAAAUCAGACAAUCUGAAAUUUUGUUUGGGUAUCCUAUUUAAAUCAUUGUCCCUUUCCUAGAAAAAUAGUAUUUUCUAUGAACUGUAUUUUUAAAUAUAAGAUAUAGGUUACCAAAACCAAGGUAACUUAUUCUUGACAAAGUACUUUUUUCAAGCACAUGAUUUGAAAAGGGCAAUUUAUCAUACUUUGAAAGUAAAAUUGGUGUUUUCCAUAAUAUUGGAAGUCAUUUGCUUGAAAGUACAUAAAUACAUAAUUCAUGUGUUGUGGCUCACUGAUUAAGAGAAUAAUUGACCAUAUGGACAAAACGAAAAUAUAGACAGUUUUGAAAUAUUUGCCAGGAUGUUCUGAUCAUGCUCAUUCACCUUAGGUUUUCAGAGACCAAGUUUACUUGACCAGACUUUGCUAACCUCCCCUUCAUCCAGAAGCAAAGUCUGUAAGUUUGAUUUUUUUUUUCAGAUAAACACAUCUGGGGACCACCAAUGUUUUCACUAAGUAUAGCUGCAAAAGACCACGAGACUUUGAGAGCGACAGUAUUUCCAUGGUGACAUGCAUAAACAAAUAGAGAAAUGAUUCCCUGGAUGUUUGAUUAGCAGAGUCGGGGCAGAGCUUGUCUGAUAUUUCCAAAAGUUUGCUGGUGACAUUCAUGAUGGGUUCUUUAGGGGGAGAGGGCACAAGAAUGCUGAAAGGACUUUGAUACAGGAAAAGAGACACAACUCCUGAGAACUUCCCCUCCAGGUUUUUGCUGUUGGGGAAGAAAAUCAUGCACUUAUUUUGCACCUAAUAAAUAUUUCAGAUCCAUUUAUGAAUAAUUAGUGCAGUUACCACGCUUUGGGAAAGUCACAAGGUGAAGCAGUGGAAAAGGAAAGUACAUUCCAGGUUCUGAGCCUGUCGCUAGCACAUCGCUGGAAACCCCCUCUGUCCUCACAAUAGAUUAACUACCCUCUGUGCAUACUAUAUUUUUGCUCAGCUCUUCCUAUUCUGAGUCUGGACUGAAGCAGUCGUUAUCUGUGGCGGUGCCUGGGUGAUUUUCAAGCCGAGCACUACCCACCCAAGUAGCUGCGAUACCGGCUUUCACUGAAGCCUUAUUACUCUUAAAAGAGCAAUUUGGUUGGCUGCACGGCUAUUAGGAUCACACAGGCAGCCUGAAAGCUGUCAGUACAACUGCUUCUCAUCUUUUUCACACCGUCCUGACAUCUCUUCUCUUUUCUGCUGGACACACAUUCCUGUUUUUAUCAUUUUCAAUCAAGUGCACGCAGGACGCUGAGGAAUAUUCCCACUGAAAGCAAAGUGGAGAGCAGGAAUGAUUUUACAGCUCCUAAAGUGGAAACAGUGCUGACUGCGGGCUGAGGAGCAGGAGCUGGAUCCGUGAGAAAUGUAGCUUGGCUUAGGGCUACAUCAGGGAGCUGCUACUUCAGCUGUUAAAGAUGGCAAAACACCACCUACCUCCGGCUUCUCAAUGAUUAAUGCUAUUUUCAUAACCGGGAGGGAAGAGGAUGUGAGAAAUUUUGUAAAAUUCACUUGUGGAAAUGUUAUCAUUCGAGAAAGUGGAGAAAAUUACUAGACUCGAACUUCUCUUCGUUUUGAUGCUUUUCUGCUCUGGACCAACUCUCUGCAAGCUGACCAGGACCCCCUGGAAAGGCAAACCUUGGAAGGGGGGAUCUCGUCUUCGUCAAGAAGACUUUCCCCCCAGGAUUGUAGAACACCCUUCUGACGUCAUUGUCUCCAAGGGAGAGCCCACCACUCUGAACUGUAAGGCAGAGGGCCGGCCAACUCCCACCAUUGAAUGGUACAAAGAUGGUGAGCGGGUGGAAACAGACAAGGAUGACCCCAGGUCACACAGGAUGCUUCUGCCCAGCGGAUCCUUAUUCUUUUUGCGAAUUGUGCAUGGGCGCAGAAGUAAACCAGAUGAAGGGAGCUACGUUUGUGUCGCAAGGAACUAUCUUGGUGAAGCAGUGAGUCGGAACGCAUCUCUGGAAGUGGCAUUAUUGCGAGAUGACUUCCGACAAAACCCCACAGAUGUGGUAGUGGCAGCUGGAGAGCCUGCAAUCCUGGAGUGCCAGCCCCCACGGGGACACCCAGAACCCACUAUCUACUGGAAGAAAGACAAAGUCCGAAUUGAUGACAAGGAAGAAAGAAUUAGUAUCCGUGGUGGGAAACUGAUGAUCUCAAAUACCAGGAAAAGUGAUGCAGGGAUGUACACCUGUGUGGGCACCAAUAUGGUGGGAGAAAGAGACAGCGACCCCGCAGAGCUGACUGUCUUUGAACGACCCACAUUUCUCAGGAGGCCAAUUAACCAGGUGGUGCUAGAAGAAGAGGCGGUAGAAUUCCGUUGUCAGGUCCAGGGAGAUCCACAGCCAACUGUGAGGUGGAAAAAGGAUGAUGCAGACUUGCCAAGAGGAAGGUACGAUAUCAAAGAUGACUAUACCCUGAGAAUUAAAAAGGCCUUGAGUACAGAUGAAGGUACCUAUAUGUGUAUCGCUGAGAAUCGGGUAGGGAAAGUGGAAGCCUCUGCUACUCUCACUGUCCGAGUUCGCCCUGUUGCUCCUCCACAGUUUGUGGUUAGGCCAAGAGAUCAGAUUGUUGCUCAGGGCCGGACAGUGACAUUCCCCUGUGAAACUAAAGGAAACCCACAGCCAGCUGUUUUUUGGCAGAAAGAAGGCAGCCAGAACCUACUUUUUCCAAACCAACCUCAGCAACCCACUAGCCGGUGUUCAGUGUCACCCUCCGGGGACCUGACCAUCACCAACAUCCAGCGUUCAGAUGCGGGGUACUACAUCUGCCAGGCCUUAACGGUGGCAGGAAGCAUCUUAGCUAAAGCGCAGUUGGAGGUUACCGACGUUUUGACAGAUAGACCUCCACCCAUAAUCCUGCAAGGACCUAUAAACCAAACACUUGCAGUAGAUGGUACAGCGCUACUGAAAUGUAAAGCCACUGGAGACCCUCUUCCUGUAAUUAGCUGGCUAAAGGAGGGCUUUACUUUCCUGGGUAGAGAUCCAAGAGCAACAAUCCUGGAACAAGGAACCCUGCAGAUUAAGAAUUUACGGAUCUCUGAUACUGGCACUUACACUUGUGUGGCUACAAGUUCAAGUGGGGAGACUUCCUGGAGUGCAGUGCUGGAUAUAACAGAAUCUGGAGCAACAAUCAGUAAAAAUUAUGAUAUAAAUGACCUGCCGGGGCCACCAUCCAAACCACAGGUCACUGAUGUUACUAAGAACAGUGUUACCUUAUCCUGGCAACCAGGUACACCUGGAGUUCUUCCAGCAAGCGCAUAUAUCAUUGAAGCUUUCAGCCAGUCAGUGAGCAAUAGCUGGCAGACUGUGGCAAACCACGUUAAGACAACUCUCUAUACUGUAAGAGGGCUGAGGCCCAAUACAAUCUACUUGUUCAUGGUCAGAGCGAUCAACCCCCAAGGUCUCAGUGACCCAAGCCCUAUGUCGGAUCCUGUACGUACACAAGAUAUCAGCCCCCCAGCACAAGGAGUGGACCACAGACAAGUACAGAAAGAACUAGGGGAUGUCAUCGUUCGUCUCCAUACUCCAGUUGUUCUGACACCUACAACUGUUCAAGUCACAUGGACGGUGGAUCGGCAACCCCAAUUUAUUCAGGGCUACAGAGUGAUGUAUCGUCAGACUUCUGGCCUACAAGCUUCAACUGCAUGGCAAAAUCUAGAUGCCAAAGUCCCCACUGAGAGGAGUGCUGUCCUAGCAAAUCUGAAAAAGGGGGUAACUUACGAAAUUAAAGUCAGACCAUAUUUUAAUGAGUUCCAAGGAAUGGACAGUGAAUCAAAAACAGUCCGUACUACUGAGGAAGCCCCCAGUGCCCCUCCCCAGUCUGUGACUGUGCUGACCGUUGGAAGCCACAACAGCACAAGCAUUAGUGUAUCCUGGGAUCCUCCACCCCCAGACCACCAGAACGGAAUUAUUCAGGAAUAUAAGAUCUGGUGUCUGGGAAAUGAAACACGAUUCCAUAUUAACAAAACUGUGGAUGCAGCCAUCCGUUCUGUAGUAAUAGGUGGCUUAUUCCCUGGAAUUCAAUACCGGGUAGAAGUGGCCGCUAGCACAAGUGCAGUUGGAGUAAAAAGUGAACCACAGCCAAUAAUAAUUGGGGGACGUAACGAAGUUGUUAUUACUGAAAACAAUAACAGCAUAACUGAGCAAAUAACUGAUGUUGUGAAGCAACCAGCAUUUAUUGCUGGCAUUGGUGGUGCCUGCUGGGUAAUUUUGAUGGGUUUUAGCAUCUGGUUGUAUUGGAGAAGAAAGAAGAGGAAGGGACUCAGCAAUUAUGCUGUAACAUUUCAAAGAGGAGAUGGAGGACUAAUGAGCAAUGGGAGCCGCCCAGGUCUUCUAAAUGCUGGGGAUCCCAAUUAUCCAUGGCUUGCUGAUUCAUGGCCAGCCACGAGUUUGCCAGUAAACAACAGCAAUAGUGGCCCAAAUGAAAUUGGAAAUUUUGGACGUGGAGACGUGCUUCCUCCAGUUCCAGGCCAAGGGGAUAAAACUGCAACGAUGCUUUCAGAUGGAGCCAUUUAUAGCAGCAUUGACUUCACUACCAAAACCACUUACAACAGUUCCAGCCAAAUAACACAGGCCACCCCAUAUGCCACGACCCAGAUCCUGCAUUCCAAUAGCAUCCACGAACUGGCAGUUGAUCUUCCUGAUCCACAGUGGAAAAGCUCAAUUCAACAAAAGACAGACCUGAUGGGAUUUGGCUAUUCACUACCUGAUCAGAACAAGGGUAACAAUGGCGGGAAAGGUGGAAAAAAGAAGAAAAACAAAAAUUCUUCUAAAGGGCAGAAAAACAAUGGAUCGACUUGGGCUAAUGUCCCUCUACCUCCUCCUCCAGUCCAGCCCCUUCCUGGGACAGAAUUGGGGCACUAUGCUGCAGAACAACAGGAAAAUGGCUAUGACAGUGACAGCUGGUGCCCACCGUUACCAGUGCAAACAUAUUUGCACCAGGGUAUGGAAGAUGAGCUGGAAGAAGACGAUGAUAGGGUCCCAACGCCUCCUGUUCGCGGGGUGGCCUCUUCACCUGCUAUCUCCUUUGGACAGCAGUCCACUGCCACUCUUACUCCAUCCCCACGGGAAGAGAUGCAACCCAUGCUUCAAGCUCACUUGGAUGAGUUAACAAGGGCCUAUCAGUUUGAUAUAGCAAAACAAACAUGGCACAUUCAAAGCAAUACUCCACCUCCACAGCCCCCAGUCCCACCAUUAGGUUAUGUGUCCGGAGCCUUGAUUUCUGAUUUGGAAACAGAUGUUCCAGAUGAGGAUGCUGAUGAUGAAGAGGACCCGAUAGACAUCCCCAGGCCCCUCAGAGCACUAGACCAGACACCUGGAUCCAGUAUGGACAAUCUAGAGAGCUCUGUGACAGGUUCAAUGGUAAAUGGAUGGGGCUCUGCAUCUGAUGAGGAUCGUAACUUUUCUAGUCAUAGAUCUAGUGUAGGUAGCUCCUCAGAUGGCUCCAUCUUUGCCAGCGUCAGCUUUGCACAAGCCUUGGUGGCAGCAGCAGAUAAAGCUGGUUUUAGGCUGGAUGGAACCAGUCUUACAAGAACAGGAAAAGCCUUUACCUCCUCUCAAAGGCCACGGCCCACCAGUCCAUUUUCUACCGACAGUAACACCAGCGCUGCCCUGAAUCCAAGCCAGCGGCCUCGGCCCACCAAAAAACAUAAGGGAGGACGGAUGGACACACAGCCAGUGUUACCUCAUCGGAGAGAAGGGAUGCCAGAUGAUCUUCCCCCAGCACCAGAUCCCCCACCAAGUCAGGGUUUAAGACAGCAGAUAGGCCUGAGCCAGCAUUCUGGUCACGUGGAAAAUUCAACAGAGAGAAAAGGAAGCUCCCUAGAGAGACAACAGGCCGCCAACUUAGAAGACACAAAGAGCUCACUGGAUUGUCCAGCUAAGACCGCCCUAGAGUGGCAGCGUCCAACCCAGGACUGGAUAAACUCUACAGACCGCCAAGAAGACACACGGAAAGCCCCACACAAACAAGGGGUUGGAUCAGAGGAGUCCUUGGUCCCCUACAGCAAGCCCAGCUUCCCAUCUCCAGGUGGACACAGCUCUUCGGGAACAUCUUCCUCUAAAGGGUCUACUGGCCCUCGGAAGGCUGAAGUAUUGAGGGGCAGCCACCAGCGGAAUGCCAGUGACCUUCUGGACAUUGGAUAUGUGGGCUCAAAUAGUCAAGGACAGUUUACAGGUGAAUUGUAGUAACUGAGAGGGGACAUACAAAGAUGCUCUGAGGACCAUCAGGUCUGAACUCAUGGAAGUGAUAACAUUUAACAGUGCAAUGAACAAUUUCUUUAUUUAUGUACUAUUAACAAAACUGUAAAUGCAAUGUAAAAACACACAGCCACACAUAUCCCACAGUUAUUUUCUUGUGUUCUCCUCUUAAUUACACCACCUACCUUAACUCUUUCUUGUCAGGAGUAUAUAAGAAAAAGAAAGAACGCAAACUCACCCUCCAGGAAAAAAAGGAUUUUCCUCUGUAUAUAAUUUCUUUUUUGCAUUGCUAUGCAAGCUCACUCUUUUUAGCUCUGUUCAUAUUAUUGUCUGUUCUUAUUGGUCUGUUGUACUAUAUGUGAAUUAAUGGGCUGUAGUGCCAUAUAUUAACUUUUAAUUGUGUAACUUUUUAUGUUUAAAUUUUGCACUGCAAUUUUAUUUGGUGAUAAGCACAAAUCUCUACUCCUCAUGACAUGAAGAAAAGAUUGAAUGUGAAGGGAGUUUUCUGUACUGUAAGUUAGGUUGGGUAAUGCUGGUGUAACCAAUCCUGUGUGAUGGUUUUCAUUUGGGGGUGUAGAAAUAGGAAGAUUUGAAGGAAUGAUGGUGUUGGCAAAGUCUUCUUGAAAAAUUGGAUAUUGAGUCAAUUUUAAGAAGCAGAAAGAUGGCUUUUAGUAUUGAAAAAAGCAGGGGUCAAAAGAAGGAAGUUUAAGUCUACAUAGAAUAUGCGUUAAAGUAUGCUGGUAGCAAAGAUGUACUAACUUGCUUUAAAAAUAUAAUUAAAAUUUUAUUUAGAAGCAACUUUACUUGCCAUUGUAAUUGAAUCAACUGAGAAUUACAAUGAGCAAAAUGAAAUCAAGGUUGUUUGAAGAGAUCUGUAUUUAUAUUACAGCUUUUAAAAAACAGCAUUUUUGAAUUACCAUAAUUAAUCUUUCCAACUCAUUAAGUCAGAGUAUAAAAUGAAGUUCCCCAAGGAAACAAAGAAAAUGAAUUCUAGGAAUCUAGCAAAUAGUUAAAGAAGCAACUUAUUAUUAGGGCAUACUCGGGCUACUCUUGAAUAUUGCGAUAUCUUGCUCAUCUUUCUAAUACAUGUACAGUACAUACUAGAGGAUGUAGCCACAUCACUUAAGUUCAUUACUUAAAAAAAAAAAAAAACUAAUGCAUUCUACAUACAAUUUUGUGUUUCUUUUGAUUAAAAAGUGAAAUUGAUGCCACCAAAUGUAUAGCCAAGUUGUAAGUGCUUAAAGGCAGUGCUCACAGUAUGUUCAGUUUACAAUUAGUAGAUAUAUUGGACUAAAUAUUUUCUGGUACAUUCUCAGAAAUUGGCUACCAAUGAAAAUCUGUUUGACCCAUUUUGAAUGAGUAAAUUGGAAAGAACAGUCAAAGGGAGAAAAAUGCAUGUUUAUACACUUUUUAAAUAAAACCAAAUCUUGUAAGUGGACAUUAAUUACAGUGUCCUGCCUCAUUUGUUUUAACGACCUUGAGAACAAGGAGUUUCUGGACAUCAAUUAUGUAUACUCAAGAUAAAUGUGACUUUGAAAUGUAUGUUAGCUACUGUACAUGUAUGUAAGUCAAGUAGAUGAUAGCCUUCCUGAAAUUACCACUGAUGAUGUUUUCCCAUGUGCUAUUUACACAAUCUUAAAUUCUAGUCCAAACGAUAUUUUGUAUUAUUUUUUUCUUAUGAUAUGUUCAAUAGAUGGUAUAUUGAAAAAUAUUCAAUGUGAUGGUCAAAAUAUUCAAUUUUCAAGUAGGGGACAUUUUGAUUGACACAACACACUGUGUAUUAUUGGCUCAGAUGCCAACUUUUAUGACCUUAUUAUAUAAAAUACAUAAGUACAUGGUUCCAAGGCUACUGUACCACAGGAAAGCAUAGAGUGUGAUGUUAUGCAUGGGUCUCAAAAUUUUCUUAGUGCCAUAAAGUUAACUUUCUUCCCUUAAGGGACAAAUAAUUCUGACACACCGUUUAACAACUUUUUAGCAUCAGUGCCUGAGUUUUACUGAAAUUUGAUGUCUCUGGUACAAGGAAAUGGGAAAAGUUGAACAGUUUCUGUGUAAAACAAAAAGGAUUAUGUAAUUAUUUUCAAUUCCAAGAUGCGAUUAAUUUAAUUUUGCACUUACACAGUUCCUUAUUCCAUGGCCUCUAUUUAAAUGCAUAAGACCUUUUAAGAAAUAUACUUAGUUGGAUUAUCACUUUAUGUUCAUGAAUAACAUAAUUUAGUGUAAAAUAGUAUAUCAUAUGUAUGGUAACUGACAUUUACAGAUUAUUAUCAACCCAAGUCACAAGAAAUGAUAUCUGCAGAACACAUGAUGACUUGAAGAAUGAUUUGGAAUUAUAGCACCAUGUCUUCCUGAUUGCCUUCAGUAUAGAAUCAUAAACAGUUAGAUUGUGAUCGAUACAGAUUACAGACGGUGAUUACUGCAAAAUAAUGUACCCAAUAUCUGCCAUGAAGACAAGAUAACAUGCUAUGGUAAUUUGAAUUCAGGCAUACUAUCAACAACAGAAAACCUUCAUCAUCUAGAUAAUUGUACAAAUCCAUUCACCAUUAACAUUUGGAUUGUUGACUGAGGAACACAUACCUCCUGAGAGUCCCAUGUCUUCCCCUUUGUAGCUGAUUGAAUGUGAUGGAAAAUCUACUGAGCUCACUUUUCUGUGAGCCUGAAUAGAAACCUGCAUAAGCCAUCAGAAGGAAAUCUGGGUGGGAAUGAAACCUCAUUUUUUGAUCAUCGGCAAUACUGCUGUGUAGUCAGGCCAGACCCAAGCACAGCUUCUUUCAGAACAGGCCAAGUCUCCUUAGGGAAUGCAAUAUCAGUACCCAAACUCAGGUAUGCCAGUAUAAGCAGUGGAGUCUGCCUACCCUUUUCAUGUGAUUUUACAAAAGUAACAGGAGAGGACAGAGCUAUGGAAAAAAUGAACUCCAUCAUAGGAUUUGGAGCAGCUCAAGGAAGUAUAUAGGAAAGUCAAAACCAAUGGGUAAGGCAUCACACAACCAAAGUGAAGUAAAACCUUCCAAAUUUACUUACUCUGACUAAGAAAACAGAUUUAGUAUGUUCUAUGUUAAAGUAUAAUGCUCUACAUAUUUAAAUACAUUUUUAAUGGGGUUUAAGUUGCAAGUUUGUAUGUGGUUUCAUGGAAUACAACCAAGUUCUACUUAAUGAAAUUAUGCAAUUUUCAUUGAUGAUAAAACAAUUACCACAUCAAUGAGCUCCCAACUGCAGAUCACUUCCCCUGAGAAGUGAUCUUGUCAGUAUUGAAGAUAUGCAGAAACAUAACAUUCGCUACUGUUAGUUUAUUCAUCUACUUCUGUAUAUUGUGCAAAAAAAAAAAAAAAAAAAAUGAACCUGUCUUUACACAUUACCUGAGAGGUGAAAUGAUUUUUUACUUUGCUUUGUCAUAAUGCGUACUUCAAAUGAAACACCAUACAUUUUUUAAAUGACAUGCAAUUUACAAAUAUUUUUUACUCUCAUAAUUUUAAAAAUGUUCAUUGUGAUUUUAAAGUGUUACAAGACAAGGGAUUUUGUGGCCGUGGGUAGACUUUUUAUACUUUGUUUUAUAGAUGGAUUUUUUUCAUUGUAGUUUAUUUGAGUCAACAAACAAUAUCCCAAAUCUUAUUGUGUUUCAUUUGAUAUUGUUAGAUCAGCAAAGAAAUUGGCAUAAAUUGAUUCAUAGUAUUGUCAAAAAAUUGUGUAUUGUGUAUUCACUGGGAAAAAUAAAAAUAUAUUCACAUUUCAAUUUUGUAAAAAAAAAAGCCAUUUAUGUAAAACAAAUUUGUCUGUGGACAAACCAAAAAUAGAUCAUUGUCUCACUUUUAGAACUUUGUGAAUAUUUUGUGGCCCUAUUCAUAUUUCUUUUUCUAAUUCAGAGAGAGAUCAGAAGUGCCAAGUAGGAAAUGGUGUUGACUAGGUAGUCAUGAUUAAAAGACACCAAUAAAGACUACAAGUAUUUAGAAUUAUA
This is a messenger RNA of Peromyscus leucopus (white-footed mouse), 14127 nucleotides long. RefSeq names its product roundabout guidance receptor 2 (gene Robo2). Gene Ontology annotation, molecular function: protein binding. Lineage: Eukaryota; Metazoa; Chordata; Mammalia; Rodentia; Cricetidae. The record is from RefSeq and is a predicted model, not a curated record.